Chinchilla lanigera (long-tailed chinchilla) is the source of this 2572-nucleotide messenger RNA. RefSeq names its product serine/threonine kinase-like domain containing 1 (gene Stkld1). Lineage: Eukaryota; Metazoa; Chordata; Mammalia; Rodentia; Chinchillidae. Gene Ontology annotation, molecular function: protein serine/threonine kinase activity; ATP binding. Gene Ontology annotation, biological process: protein phosphorylation. The record is from RefSeq and is a predicted model, not a curated record.
CGCCUCACGCUCCAGACCCGCCCCCCACGCUCCAGGUCCCGCCCUCGCCCCAGAGUUUCCGGGUCUCGGCACCUGGAGCCCCGCCUCUCAUAUUUAGGCCCCGCCCCUGACAGCGGUCUCCCCGCCCGCCCGUCUGUUAGCCCCGCCCCUCAAGCACUAAGCUCCGCCCCCAGCCCUACCCUCCAGUUUGCCGCGCUCGGAGCCCCGCCCUUUAGGCUCGCGGGAGGGCAGGUCCGCAGUGGGCCCGCCCACACUUUUGAGGCCCCGCCCCGAGGCUCCUUUAAGAGGCAGGGUGCCGAGGGCCACUCGCUGGCGACGUUUCGGUUCCUAGGGUCCUUCAGUGACGAGCAGGUGGAGGGUCACCCCCUACUGAGCGUGGACUCGCAAUGGCCAGCCUACCGGCUGUGAGACUGGGCGUUGCCCCCCACGACACCAUGGAAAAGUACCAGAUCUUGCAGGAGCUGAGUCCUGGUGCUUUGGGGGUGAACGUGGUGGUGGAGGAAGUGAAAACCAAAGUCAAGCACGUGAUAAAGCAGGUGCAGUGUAUUGACCAUCAUCACGCCAGCCAGGCCCUGGAGGAGCUAAUGCCGCUGCUGCAGCUCCAGCACCCCCACAUCUCCGUGUAUGAAGAGCUCUUCCAGAUGUGGGACAGCGAGGCCUCCUCCAUGUUCCUCUGCCUGGUGAUGGAGUACAACCCGGAAAGCUUCCAGGAUGUCAUUGAGGCGAAGAGGAAGGAGAAGGCUGUCAUCGACUCUGAGUGGCUGCAGACCAUGCUGGUCCAGGUGCUGGACGCGUUAGAGUACCUGCACCACCUGGACAUCCUGCACAGGAACCUCAAGCCCUCAAACAUCGCCCUCGUCAGGCGGAACCACUGCAAGCUGCAGGACCUGAGCUGCCAGGCACUGAUGACCCACCGAGCCAAGUGGAAUGUCCGUGCGGAGGAAGACCCCUGUAAGAAGUCCUGGAUGGCCCCCGAAGCCCUCAACUUCUCCUUCAGCAAGAAGUCGGACAUCUGGUCCCUGGGCUGCAUCAUCCUCGACUUGGCCAGCUGCUCCUUCUUCACCGGAGUAGAAGCCAUGCACCUGCGGAAGUCGCUCCGCCAGCAGCCAGGCGGCCUUCGGUCCGUGCUGGAGACCAUGGCGGAGAGGGAGGUCCCCCUGGCGGACACCUUCUUGAUCCUCCUGCCUGAGAUGCUGCAGGUCAACCCCACAGAACGGAUAACGAUCAAGGACGUGAUCCGCAUCACCUUUGGGAGAGGCUCGCUCAAGUCCUCGAGCAGCGCGCUGACCCUGCAUGGGCCGGGGAUACCCGAGGAGGUCGCCAGCAUGCUGCUGGAAGGCAACAUGGCCAGCAUUCUAGAAGUCAUGCAGACGUUCUCCAGCCACCCUGAGGUGCAGCUCAGAGCCAUGAAGAGGCUCAUGUCCAUGCCUGAGGACCAGCUCGGGCUGCCGUGGCCCAGCGAGCUGGUGGCAGUGGUGAUUGCUGUCAUGAAGCAGCAGGAGAGGAUCCUCGAGGUGCAGCUGUGCGCCUGCACCCUGCUACUGCACAUCCUGAGCAAAGCGCUGGUGCGGAACAUGGACACCAAGGUGUCCUGGGACAACUCCUUCAGCUCUGUGCUGCUCAGUGCCAUGCGGAGCCACCCUGACUCAACGCGGCUCAUCGUCAAGGCCUACAACCUGCUCACCAUGGUCUCUGGCCACGAGUCGGCUUCCGAGCUGCUGCAGAAGGCCGGGCUGUGUGAGCUCAUCUUGCAGCACCUGACCAUCUUCCUUCAGGACCGGGACAUCUGCCUCAGCGGCCUGGGCCUGCUCUGGGCCCUCCUGGUGGACGCCAUCAUCAUGAAAAAAGACACCUUGGAGAAGUUCCCAGCCCUGAUUAUCCAGGUUUUAGCCGCACAUCCCGAGGAUGUGGACAUGGCCGAAGCCGGCUGCGCGGUACUCUGGCUGCUGUCCUUGCUGGGCUGCAUCCGGGAGGAGCAGUUGGAAGAGGUGGUGGUACUGCUCCUGCGAAGCAUCCGGCUGGGCCAGGGCAGGGUCCGGCUGGUGAAUAAUGCCUACCGGGGCCUGGCCAGCCUUGCAAAGGCCUCUGAGCUGGCAGCCUUCCGUGUGGCAGUGGUGGAGGAGGGCAGCAGCGGCCUCAGCCUGCUGCAGGAGACCUACCAUCUCUACAGUGAUGACCCCGAGGUGGUGGAGAACCUGUGCAUGCUGCUGGCCCACCUCGCCUCCUACAGUGAGGGCCCUGCACGGCACCCUUCCCUGUGGGCAGAGGAGAUCCUGCCGGAGCUGGAGUACAGUGGCAUUAGGGCCCUGGCCCAGGACAUCGAGGACCGCUUCCCCUCCAGCCUGGAGGUGGUUUCUUACGCAAGAAAAGUGCUCCUGAGCCUGGAGACAGUUGCAUGCCCCAGCCCUGGGGACGGGGAGCUGCCUGGUGUAGCCUGUGACCUCUCUGGGGACCUUCCUGCCCUACCCUGAGAUGCCAUCCCGUCCCGUCCCGUCCCGUCCCAUCCCAGGGUAGGCAUGGGCAGAAGGCUCACCUGCUGCCCUCAGUGACAGUAAAGAGGACCAAGGUGGCU